Molecule: messenger RNA, 2119 nt
Organism: Dipodomys ordii (Ord's kangaroo rat)
Lineage: Eukaryota; Metazoa; Chordata; Mammalia; Rodentia; Heteromyidae
Gene: Naf1
Product: nuclear assembly factor 1 ribonucleoprotein
Exons: 8
Coding region: 140-1729 (529 amino acids)
Biological process (GO): box H/ACA snoRNP assembly; ribosome biogenesis; pseudouridine synthesis
Cellular component (GO): sno(s)RNA-containing ribonucleoprotein complex
Molecular function (GO): RNA binding
Source: RefSeq, a predicted model, not a curated record
GCGGGAGCUUCGGCGCCGGCCUCGGAGCGUUCGUUCCCGAGGUGUGCUUACCGCGUCGGGCCCGGCCGGAGCCCGUCCGUCGGUCUGUCCGCCUGCCCGCCCAGGACGUGAGGCCCUGCUCGGUGUCGGGCGCGGCGCCAUGGAGGUGGUGGAGGCCGCGGCCGCUCAGUUGGAAACUCUGAAUUUCAGUAGCUCCGGCUUCAGGGUCGGCCCGGGCCCGGCGGAUCCGAGCCCGGCGGGUCCGUGUCCGGACGCCGUCCCCGAGCCCGAGUCCGGGCCGCCGCCCCGCCGCCGCCGGAGAGCCCCCCGGCCGAUCCGGCCGAGGAGGCGCCGCCCUCCAGGGAGCCGCCGCCGGCCGCCGCCGCCGGGAGCCCCGCGUCGCCGCCGGAGCCGCCACGCGUCCUCCCCGGCCCGGACCCCGCACGGCCGGCGCUCGCCCCGCAGCCCCCGGACACCUCGGACUCGGACUCGGACUCAGACAGGUCUGGUGCCUUCGGGUCCGGGGCCCGGGGACGCGGGGUGGAGCGGGGCCCGGGACGGUGGGAGGCGGCGGAGGCCCGGUGCACGUGCCGUCACGUCGCUGGGCCCUUCAGCGGCACUCUCAAGUUUCCCUUCCCUCCGACGUGAAACAGAUUCGGAUAGUUCCAGUUCCUCCUCUUCCUCAUCAUCUUCCUCAUCCUCAUCUUCUUCCUCCUGUGUAUCACUUCCUCCCGUGUUGUCAGAUGGAGACGAUGAUUUACAGGUUGAGAAGGAAAAUAAGAAUUUUCCUCUUAAAACAAAAGAUGAGUUGCUUCUUAAUGAACUACCUUCCGUUGAAGAGCUCACUAUAAUUCUGCCUGAAGAUAUUGAAGUAAAGCCUCUUGGGAUGGUUUCAAGUAUUAUUGAGCAAUUAGUAAUAAUUGAAUCUAUGAGUAAUCUGCCUCCAGUUAAUGAGGAGACUGUUAUUUUUAAAAGUGACCGACAAGCAGCAGGAAAGAUAUUUGAGAUAUUUGGACCAGUUGCACAUCCGUUUUAUGUGUUACGGUUUAAUUCUUCAGAUCACAUUGAGAGUAAAGGCAUUAAAAUAAAGGACAUGAUGUACUUUGCUCCAUCAAUGAAAGACUUCACCCAGUAUAUAUUCACAGAGAAACUUAAACAGGAUAGGGGAUCAGAUGCAUCCUGGAAGAAUGAUCAAGAGCCGCCCCCAGAGGCCUUAGAUUUCAGUGAUGAUGAAAAAGAAAAAGAAGCCAAGCAUCGGAAGAAAUCCCAGACUCAAGGUCGGAAAAAACUUAAAUCUGAACUUGCUGAGCCAGGUGAAGAUUUCUCCGAGGUACAUCAGAAUUGGAAUGCCUACAGCUCUUCCGAGCAUUCAAAGGGCUAUCGCAACCGAGAAUUCACGAGAGGGUUUCCCAGGGGCCGGUACCCUCGACCCAGCCAUGGCAGGCCUCCACCUCAGCAGUUUUAUGCCUCAGACCAUCUGGUGUCUCCAGAGACUUCAGGAUUUCCACCACAGAGACAAGAUAAUCCUUUCAUGCCCCACUAUCCCUUCCCGCCUCCAGCCUUCGACAUGCAUAACUUCUCACUCCCUCCACCUCCACCCCCCUCUGUAAACAUGGGCUGGGCCACACCCAGCAUGACACCUCACCCCUAUCAUGUACCAUACUCUCUGCCUCCUCCUCCUGCACCUCCACCCCUGCCUCCCCCGCCCGCUCCUGGGGAUAGUAAUUCUCACUUUAGACCUUAUUAUUAGAUGUGUGCAUGCAUUUCCAGAGAAAUGUGCAUUAUGCAGAUUAUGUGUUCAGGAUUUUUUUUAAGAAAAAGAUUAUAAAGCUAGAUUUUUGAAAACUAUAAAAUAUUAGAUGAGCUGUAAGUUGAUAUAUAUUUGUAACCUUUGUCACCUAUAUUCAUAUGAAGAUUUCAUCUCACUCUUAGGGGAAAAAUCAAUCAUGUAAUAAUUAAAACUGAAUCAUGCCUUCUGCUACCCUCAACCCCAUGGAAAUAAAUAAAGUAGUGGAGUGGAGUGAGCAUUGUCAUGGAUUAACAUAUGUUAGACACCGGUAGCCUUUUUUGCUAUCAUCUGAAAAUAAGAUGUUGAAGUCCUAUUGAGAGUCUUUAAAAUAAACUAUUUUUUAUGAACUCA